AUGGCCAGCUACGCAGCAGAGCUCACGGCUCACCUCAGCCAAGCCCUGACGGCCGUCGCCCCCUCGCUCGUCGAGCCCUCGCCCGCCUCGUCCCCGCCUCAUGACCACCUCGACCCCGCCCAACCCGACACGGCCCGACACCCGCACCAGGACCAGAUCGACGACCGCGAGCACACCCUCCGCCACGUCCUCGGCCGCCUGCGCACCUCGCACGCCUCGUCGUCGUCGUCGUCGUCGUCCCCCUCCUCGCCCGGUGGGGCUCGUUCAGCACCCGCCCUCUCGUCGACCGACCUCGCACGCCUCGUCGACGAGGCCUUCCCGCCCUUCCAGGGCACAGCUGCCCUCCCGCUGUCGCCCCAGACCGCCACCGUCGAACUCGUCACCCUCGCCCAGCUCACCAUCCACGCCUGGGGGCUCGUCCUGCGCACCCUCAUCCACCUCGCCGCCCAACUCGACCACGACGACGACUACUGGGCCCGCCUCGAGUCGGACCCGUACAACGCCGCCCUGUACCUCGUCCAGACCUCGCCCGCCCGCGCCGUCGCCCUGUCGUCCGUCACGGCCACCCGCCUGCGCAAGCUCACGCACGGCGACGGCCCCGCCGACCUGCGCCCGUCCCUCCUCGACCUCAACACGUGGCGACGUGCCCUCCCUCCCUCCCUCUUCCUCGCGUCCGUCUUCCCCCACCUCGCCCAGACGUCGGGCCUCCCCUCGCUCGCCGACCUCGACCACUCGGACCUCGACCCCUCCUCGUCCUCGUCCUCGACGGCGACCGCCCCCACCCUCAGCACGAGCGCAAGCACCUCCCUGUCGCUGUCGAGCGCGACCCGCCUCACGCGCCACGCCGCGCGGUCCCUCGUCUUCCUCACCCUGUCGCCGCUCGCCCUCACGCGCCAGGAGAUCGCCCACCGCCGCGCCGGCAUCCGCAACGCCCGCGACGAGCUCGCCCUCCGCAUCGGCGAGCUCACCCUCGCCGCGUCCCAGAGCGACGUCGGCGACAAGCUCCUCGGCGGCGAGCAGCAGCACGCCGGCGAUGGCGACGACGACGAGGCCGACGAGGGCAGGGCCGAGCUGCGACAGCCACCCGGGCUCGCACAGCUCUUCUCGACCUCGCGCGCGGCGGCGGCGACGGGAGGUGCCGGCGCGCAGGGCGGCAACGGCGCGGGCGGGAGCCCGGCGCAGCUCUCGCUCGACGACGUGCGCGCCGCCACCUGGCAGACGCUCGUUCACCUCGACCUCGUCCUGACGCCCUCGUCGGGCGUCCCGUCGUUGUCGGGCACGUCGGGCCCGCCCUCGACGCCGGCCGACCUCGCGCACGCCCUGUCGUUCCUCGUGUCGCGCACCCUGCCGGCGCACGUCGCCCAGCACGGCCGCGUCGCGCGCGCCCUCGCCCCGCCAGGCGCCCUCGCGCGCGCGUGGCCCGCCCUCGUCGCCCUCCCGCUCGCGACCGUCGUCGUGUCGCGCUUCGUGUACGCGCGGCGCGCCCAGCUCGCCCAGUACGCGCGCGACGCGGCCGACACGGUGCGCGGGUUCGUCGUCGACUGGGUCGUCGAGCCCGUGCGCCACAUCCUCGAGACGCUGCGCGGCGGCGAGGACGGCGUCGUCGCCCUCCUCGGGCGCGAGAGCCUCCAGAGCGACCGCGACAGCCUCGAGCGCAUGGUCGUCGACUUUGCGCGCGACGAGUACGGCCUCGGCGGUGUCGAGCUCGAGACGUUGCGCGAUCGGGUCCGGGCCGGCGACUUGACGGCGGUCCUCAAGGCGUGGGAGAAGGACAUCAAGGCCCCGAUCCGCUCGGCCGUCAGCGGCUCCCUCAUUCGGACGCUCCUCAUCCAGGUCCAGAAGGUCAAGGUCGACGUCGCGCUCGCCAUGGACGGCAUCGAGAAGAUGCUCCGCAGCCAGGAGUUGACCUUUGGCUUCGUCGGCGUCGCGCCGAGCAUGCUCGUGCUCGCCGUCGUCGGCAGGUGGAUGCGCGGCUUGACGAGGAGCGACGGCGGGAGGAAGAAGAGGACCGAGGUCAAGAGGAGGUGCUGGAUGACGCUCAGGCAACUCGACCUCCUCCUGUCCCCGCCCCGAUCCUCUCGACGUACCUCGACGUCCGCCUCCCUCGCCCUCGGCACCUCCUCCUCGUCGGCCAAGCCCCCGUCGCGCGCCUCGCCCCUCGCCGCCCUCACCCAGGGCAACCUCGUCCUCUCGCUGUCGACCCUGCGCACCUACGCCCACGGCCCGCUCUUCCCCAAGCGCGACUCGCAGUUGCGUGCGGCGUUCCUCGACGACGUGCGCGCGCUCGAGAGCGGCGGAGCGGCGGGAGGAGGGAGGGAGAGGAGGGCGCUCGUCCGGAGGUUGGAGCGGUGGGGCGGCGCGCUCGGCUGGGACGAGGGCGUGCGGGCGUGAGCAUGCCGAGCGGGAGGAGGCGUAGCUGGCUGAGCGCGGGCGACGGGAACGCGCAGGUCGGCGAGACG
Molecule: messenger RNA, 2459 nt
Organism: Rhodotorula graminis WP1
Lineage: Eukaryota; Fungi; Basidiomycota; Microbotryomycetes; Sporidiobolales; Sporidiobolaceae
Exons: 3
Coding region: 1-2391 (796 amino acids)
Cellular component (GO): mitochondrial outer membrane
Source: RefSeq, a predicted model, not a curated record